This is a messenger RNA of Oryza sativa Japonica Group (Japanese rice), 1514 nucleotides long. Its product is annotated as GDSL esterase/lipase At5g55050. NCBI's taxonomy places the organism in Eukaryota, Viridiplantae, Streptophyta, Magnoliopsida, Poales, Poaceae. The record is from RefSeq and is a predicted model, not a curated record. Gene Ontology annotation, molecular function: hydrolase activity, acting on ester bonds.
CGCGCGUCGUCUCCAGUCCAGUGAAGAAAGCUCACGCACGCAACACGCACGCACCCCUAGCUCAUGUGCAAGACGAGCCGGCGAGCUGUAUACGUAGCAGCUGGACUCUGGAGAAGCAUCAGCUAAGCUGUACGUACUACUGUAGUUCGAUCGAUGGAUGCUGGUAAUAACGCAAUCGCUGCGGCGUCCUUCGCCAUCGUCGUCCUUGUCGCCGCCGCCGCCUCGUCUUUAGCGGCGGCGGUGCCGGCGGUGUACGUGCUCGGCGACUCGCUGGCGGACGUGGGGAACAACAACCACCUGCUGACGCUGCUCAAGGCGGACUUCCCGCACAACGGGAUCGACUACCCGGGGGGGAAGGCCACCGGCCGCUUCAGCAACGGCAAGAACUUCCCCGAUUUCCUCGCUGAGAACCUUGGGUUGGCGACAUCUCCACCGUACCUCGCCAUAUCGUCAAGCAGCAGUGCUAACUACGUGAAUGGCGUCAACUUUGCUUCAGGUGGCGCCGGAGUUUUCAACUCUACAAACAAGGAUCAGUGCAUCAGCUUCGACAAGCAGAUCGAGUACUACUCCAAGGUGCAGGCGUCGCUGGUGCAGAGCCUCGGCGAGGCCCAGGCGGCGAGCCACCUGGCGAAAUCCCUCUUCGCCAUCACCAUCGGCAGCAACGACAUCAUCGGCUACGUCAGGUCCAGCGCCGCCGCCAAGGCCACCAACCCUAUGGAGCAGUUCGUCGACGCCCUCAUCCAGUCGCUCACCGGCCAGCUACAGAGGCUGUACGACCUCGGGGCGCGCAGGGUGCUGUUCCUGGGGACGGGGCCGGUGGGCUGCUGCCCGUCGCUGCGGGAGCUGAGCGCCGACAGGGGCUGCAGCGGCGAGGCCAACGACGCGUCGGCGCGGUACAACGCGGCGGCGGCGUCGCUGCUGCGCGGGAUGGCCGAGCGGCGCGCGGGCCUCCGCUACGCGGUGUUCGACUCCAGCGCGGCGCUGCUCCGGUACAUCGAGCGGCCGGCGGCGUACGGGUUCGCGGAGGCGCGGGCGGCGUGCUGCGGCCUCGGGGACAUGAACGCCAAGAUCGGCUGCACCCCGGUCAGCUUCUACUGCGCCAACCGGACGGGCUACGUGUUCUGGGACUUCUACCACCCGACCGAGGCCACCGCGCGGAUGCUCACCGCCGUCGCGUUCGACGGCUCGCCGCCGCUCGUCUUCCCCGUGAACAUUAGGCAGCUCGCUGCUAUGUAGGCUUCAUCUCAUCUUCACGGUGUACUGAUCGAUCGAGCUGCUUGUGAGAUUCCACUUUUUUCAAGCUUCAAGUACAGCCAUAGAAAUAUACUACUAUAUACCAUGUAAAGUAUACUAGUGUAUUUACUUACGAUUGGUACAUAUAGCGGUAGAAUCAUAUAAUAUAGCAAAUUCAUAAUAAGUGAUUGUUGAAGUUCAUCAGAAAUUCACCUGGAAUUGGGGUCGGAAUCAUAACAAGUGAUUAUUGAAGAUUGUCAGACAGCUAUAGUACUUACCAA